Molecule: messenger RNA, 1025 nt
Organism: Micropterus salmoides (largemouth bass)
Lineage: Eukaryota; Metazoa; Chordata; Actinopteri; Centrarchiformes; Centrarchidae
Product: G-protein coupled receptor 4-like
Exons: 5
Coding region: 3-1025 (340 amino acids)
Biological process (GO): phospholipase C-activating G protein-coupled receptor signaling pathway; positive regulation of Rho protein signal transduction
Cellular component (GO): membrane
Molecular function (GO): G protein-coupled receptor activity
Source: RefSeq, a predicted model, not a curated record
GAAUGGAAGAUUACUACUUUAACAGCAGCUCACAGCCCCCCCCAACAACUGAUACAACAACUGAUAGAAUAUACCCCACCAUCUUUGACAUGUACGGUUUCCACACCCCCGACUCUCAGGACUACAGCGACAUGAUCUUCAACUACGAGAAUGACAGCAAUUUCACCUCCAACUACCAGAAUCACAGCAGCAUCAUCUCCAUCUACCAGAGUUACAGCUAUACAUUCAUCAUCAGUGUGGUGAUAUACAUAAUCUUUGCUCUUGGCCUCCCGUCAAUCCUCAUGGCCAUCUAUUCUCUUUAUUCUAUGGUGAGAAGUGAUCAUGUUGCUCCCAUCUACGUCAUCAACCUUCUCAUUACCGACCUGAUUCAGCUCUGCUACAUGAUCGUUCCUGUGGUUUCAAAUGUGAAUAGGACUAUACGUAUCAUCAGUUCUAUUUACCUCUCUGGUCUGGUUGCCAGUGUUUACUUCAUGGUCUGCAUCUCCCUGGAAAGGUAUCUAUCUGUCUAUCCAGUAUGUGUGGAGCUCCUUCUGUGUCUGAACAUGUACAUAAUCUUUGCCAUUCUCCUCCUCCUUCCCUUCCCACUGUUCAUAUUCUUCCUGACUGGGACCCUCAAAGCCCUGUCUGCUUCCAUCUCGGUCCCCUCUGAUGAAAAACGACGAAUUGUGGGAGUUUUGGUUCUGGUGCUGCUUAUUUACACCCUGCUGUUCCUGCCCAGAAUCAUUUUGAACCUGGAUGUCGACUAUGGACUGUGUGAGAAACAGCUGGCAACCGAGUACAGCCCGUACUUUCUGAUGUUUGGGAGGGAAGCGAGGUAUCUCAGAGGUGCCAAAAGAGUCACAGAGGAUAAAGUCAGCAGCCUACUGUGCAAGGAGAUGAGUCUGCAGAAGAUUGAGUCUGUACACGCAGAAGUCAUGGCCAAUAUUAAGAAAAGCCAGGACAAGGUCCGCAAAAGAAAGCAGGAGAGGGGCCAUGAGGACAACUUCAAAGUGGGGGUCAAAAAUGACAGUCAGGGGCAGCGAUAA